Anneissia japonica is the source of this 1652-nucleotide messenger RNA. RefSeq names its product radial spoke head protein 9 homolog. Gene Ontology annotation, cellular component: axoneme; radial spoke. The transcript has 5 exons. NCBI's taxonomy places the organism in Eukaryota, Metazoa, Echinodermata, Crinoidea, Comatulida, Comatulidae. Gene Ontology annotation, biological process: cilium movement involved in cell motility; axoneme assembly; motile cilium assembly. The record is from RefSeq and is a predicted model, not a curated record. The coding region runs from base 104 to 934 and encodes 276 amino acids.
GACGACAACCCAUAACAACUUAUUGAGUCUCUUCAUUCGUGACCUGUGUUGUGCAAGUUGUGUUUUAAAAGUACUUAUUUUUUUACAUUUUGAGGUUAAAAUCAUGGAUGGCGAUGGACUGCAUUUAGAUAUAGACUAUGUUGGUUCAUGUGGGGUGGUUUUAAGCCCUGAACAGAAAUCAUCACUUCAAAGCUCUCUCAUUAUUUUGAAGCAUCAUCACAAGUUCAACAGAGUGUUCUUUUGGGGUAAAAUCAUCGGCAUCAAGGGUGACUACUUCAUAGCCCAAGGAAGUGGAGAUGAUGAACUUAUUGACAGAAAAACGCUUUACAGCUUAGAUUGUGUAACAUGGGGUUUGUUACCCCAUGCAACUACAGCCAUGAAAGAGCAGUGUUCUGUUGUUAAAGGGAGAUUCAUUGGAGACCCAUCACAUGAAUAUGAACACAUAGAAAUUAAGAAGAUCGGGGAAGGAGAGGAAGCCACUGAGGAAGAAAACACUAUUAUGAUAAAGGAGGAGGAUCGGCUAGCAUCUGUUGUUUCUCAUAUUGAUGAAGACGUUGCUGUGGUACCAAGACGAGCUUACAUCAAAACACCUCAUGGAACCGUCCUUCAAAACAGAAGUUUCGAAGGUCUUAGUGUGGCAGAGAGUUUAAAACUCCAGAAUUAUUUCCAUUUCCGUGAAGCAGUCAAGUUAAAAGAGAAAACAUUGCUGGAAAAAGCAGACAUGGAAAAGUCAAUAGACUUCCUGGACCCUAUCAGUGAUGACAUACCAAGAGAAUCAUUUAGUCUUCAGGCUGAGCGUGGUAGUGGUUUGGUGAUCAUCCGAAGCCUUCUUUGGCAAGGAAUGGCAUUUUACCAUGUCCCCCACACCAAGAAAUUUGGAUAUGUCUACUUUGGCACCGGCGAGAAAAACAAAAACCUCCCAUUCAUGUUGUGAGCAAGCAAAAGACAUCUUUAUUGGUAGUUUACUGCUGUUUUUUUUAAACCCCUCCCUCCCAAAAAAAAUGUUCCAUGUACUGUACAUAUAUUGUAAAUAACAAUAUUCUGUUCUUGGAUUCCUGUUCUUGGAUUCUUGGAUUCCUGAUAUCUUUUAUUCAGUUAUCACUAUUGUAAUUAAAGAAUCAUUUAAUCACAUAUUUGCUGCUUUGGUAAUAAAAGUUAAAUUUGAAAUUAUAUAACCAAUAAGCAAUACUGUCAAUCAAGUAUUGAUUGACAGUUAGAAUUGCAAUGCUCCACAAUGCAAUCUUUCAUUGUAUUUUAAAGAUGUUAGUGUUAUUUCUUGCAUUCUGUAGUCAGGAAAAAACCAUCAAGAAAAUUGUUAUUCAAGCUUUCUGAAUGUAUUAAUAUAUUGUCAUAUGUAGUGUAUACAUAACAGACUUAACUUUGGCUUUGCUAGAUUCUCUAAAAUUUGUAAGUAUUAAUAUGUUGUAAAAUAUUACUCUAAUCUCAUUCACACCAUUAUUCUGUUUGUCUAUAGCUUAAAUAAUAUGUUUUACAGUCGGUUUAUAUUCACAUUGAUUAUUGUUUUGACUUAUAUUUAGAAUUUAUACCAAUAAAAUCAGAGUAUUGAGCAGAAAAGAUUUUCUAUGUAAUGUGUAUGAAUUUAUGGAUUUGAAAUCAAAUAAAAAAAAUUGACAUGAACUAGUAAAAAUGUA